Messenger RNA from Canariomyces notabilis, 467 nucleotides. RefSeq lists its product as uncharacterized. NCBI's taxonomy places the organism in Eukaryota, Fungi, Ascomycota, Sordariomycetes, Sordariales, Chaetomiaceae. The transcript has 3 exons. Bases 114 to 434 code for a protein of 106 amino acids. The record is from RefSeq and is a predicted model, not a curated record.
UACUACCGUGCAAGGGGUACAAGUUGAUCAAUUUCCGUUUGGUAGCAUUUUGCUGGCAAAAUCAUGGAUGAAGACGGUCGUGUGAGGGGAACCUGGACGGCCGUGGCCUGGCUAUGCUCGGCUACAAUACACUCACUCACCUAAGGUACCCUUAUGACCCUGAGGCUGCUGGUGUACGAAGUCAAUAUGUACAAUCGCAGGUCACCACCAGCACUGUUCGCUGUUUUGUACGAAGCGUAUUACAGCACCCUAGGUACUCUACUAAGAGCCCCUCUCUCAUUGCGGGGAGGUUUCUGUGCCACUUGGCAACCGAAGGAAGUUUGUUUGUACUUGUAUGUAUGUAUGUAUCUGUACUGCACCUAGGGACAUACAUAGGGUACCUGAGAUAUCCGGUCGUUUCCGCCACGGAGGAGAAUCGAACGACUCCUCAUUGAACUACGUUACCCGAAAGCAGAAGUGGAGGCCGG